Messenger RNA from Ixodes scapularis (black-legged tick), 1005 nucleotides. RefSeq lists its product as uncharacterized. The record is from RefSeq and is a predicted model, not a curated record. The transcript is spliced from 5 exons. Lineage: Eukaryota; Metazoa; Arthropoda; Arachnida; Ixodida; Ixodidae. The coding region runs from base 331 to 924 and encodes 197 amino acids.
CGGUUUCGGGACAUGAGCGAAACCGCUAGUGUUAGAGAUAAAACAAGUAGGGCUUUUGACAACCUUGAUCAGAAACCACGUUGACGACGCUAACGCUUUUGACUGCGGUGGAUUCGUCACUCGUCUUCGCUGUAACUGCUCAUCCUGUCGAUCCUGUCUGGGAGCUAUGACCAUUUUAGUGAAGUUCGUCCUCGGUGAAACGCAGUUCAUCGUGAGUGUGGAUUACGUUAGGAACUUUGAGGGGCGAUUUGAGGACGGUAAAUUAUCCGAAGUGUACUUGACCGGGUAUACGCCAACAAAAGGAGGCUUCUACGAUGCAAAAUAUUCUACAUGGCAGGUGCAACUGACGGCGGCUCUGCGUCGCGUCUUGCACGCGUGGCAGGCAAGGGGAGUUCGCUCUCCUCUCAGCUGCACCCGCCGGCGCAUCGCGGCUUCACGGCGGCCUCUCUCCGAGCCCACGACUCCCCGUCCGGAUGUCGGAGCACGUACUCGUUCACGUCAUUGAACGCCGGACCCGGGAGGUCUUCAAACACCGGCGAGCCUCUAAGACGGACGGGCAGCGGGGACAUCAUCAUCGGAGAGGUACUCCUAAUGAAGCCGUGUCGUCGGAUGGUGGCAUCCGGUGAUCUCUUGUCCGACAUGGUUCAAGUGGAGCUGGAAUCUAAGGCCGACAUUACCGAUUUCCACGGAGCCCGAAGUCAGGCCGAGGAGGAAACUCCUGCUUCUUGCGUCAAAAGAGGCAAAGCGUUUGGCAAGAUGGCCGGUCUCAUAGUACUUGUCGUCGGCUGGCUUGUUCUGGUGGCCGGCUUCAGCACUUAUUAUUUCCUGAGUUCAAAGAUGUCCGUGUUAUCCACGGACAGGACGCUGAAUCUUUCGACGGUACUUUCCGUGGAUUCUCCAGCCGGGCUACAUCACCAGUACUGAUGUCGUCCUCAUUAAUGAUUUUGCCUCCGUCAGAGCACUUCGGUUCCUUCUUUGGAUUAUAUAAAAAACGAAGAAAGUGGA